This is a messenger RNA of Papilio machaon (common yellow swallowtail), 331 nucleotides long. Its product is annotated as U-scoloptoxin(01)-Cw1a. Bases 10 to 321 code for a protein of 103 amino acids. Gene Ontology annotation, molecular function: chitin binding. NCBI's taxonomy places the organism in Eukaryota, Metazoa, Arthropoda, Insecta, Lepidoptera, Papilionidae. The record is from RefSeq and is a predicted model, not a curated record. The transcript has 4 exons. Gene Ontology annotation, cellular component: extracellular region.
UGUGUGGCAAUGUUAUUUUUAGCGCUGGUCGUGACAUCUACUGGCCAACUACGCGACUACUACCACGACCUGCACUUACCUCAUGACCCGCCGCUGUAUCCCGUGUUCGCUCAGCCGCCGCCCACACAAUUCAGCUGUUCUGGUAGAACUAUCGGGUACUAUGCAGAUGUUCAAUCUGGUUGCCAGGCUUUUCAUUUCUGCUGGCACCGGCGUGUGAUAAGCACGGAGCUGUGUACCAAUGGAACAUUAUUUAAUGAACAAUUUCAGGUGUGUGAUCAUUUUUAUAACGUCCGCUGUGGAUCUCCGUAUGAAGAUUUAUAAACUAUUUGAA